Exophiala bonariae is the source of this 807-nucleotide messenger RNA. RefSeq lists its product as uncharacterized. Lineage: Eukaryota; Fungi; Ascomycota; Eurotiomycetes; Chaetothyriales; Herpotrichiellaceae. The record is from RefSeq and is a predicted model, not a curated record. The coding region runs from base 1 to 807 and encodes 268 amino acids. The transcript has 3 exons.
AUGGUCUCUACCGUCAUCACCUUCCGGAAAGCUGAGGUUCAGCCUCCAGUGUUUGUUGCUGGAAGUUUCACGAAAUGGAAUCCUCUCGAGAUGAAAGUCAAUCAGAGUGAAACCCCUGCUUCCGAGAAUGAAUUUUCAUAUGAAGCGGAUCUACAACCUGGCGAUUAUCAAUACAAGUUUCGCCUAGGUCCUGGUGACUGGUGGGUUCUGGAUGAAUCUUCACCAUCUGCUGAUGAUGGCUGCGGAAACAUCAAUAACGUCCUGACAGUCCAACCAGUGGAUUCGCGAGCUUCAGAGCCAGAGACAAGGAAAGGCGUCGUACCACAACUCUCCGCUGAUACGGAAAAGGCUACGAUAUCUGAUUCCUCAUUAAAUGCGGAGAGUAGCAAGUCAGUGCCGGUUGUGAGUGAAGACAAGGGCCCAACGAGUGUACCGGCAAAUAUUGGUCAAAAGCUUGUAAAGGAACAAGGUCCCAAGAAGGAUGUCGCUGAGGAUAAGUCUGAGAAGGUAAAUUCCCAGUUUGAUGGACACAAGGAUGAUCCCCUACCUGAUAUUGCACCACCACCAUAUUCGGUCGCGACGGAAAAUGGUGCUGUUGGACUAACCCCUUCUCCGUUGAAAUCAGAACCUGCCACUGUGGAGGGUACUGAUGGCAGGAACAAUGCUCGAAGUGGUGACAUCAAAAGCUCUCCUGAAAGCAAACAAAGCAAUCAAUCUCGGUCCGAUAGCUUUCGCGGUCGAAAUGUGGCACUGGUCAUUGCAGUUCUCGUUAUUCCAGUGGCUGUUUCAUAUCUUUGGUAUCGUUAG